This is a messenger RNA of Histoplasma mississippiense, 957 nucleotides long. RefSeq lists its product with no specific name. The transcript is spliced from 4 exons. Bases 1 to 957 code for a protein of 318 amino acids. NCBI's taxonomy places the organism in Eukaryota, Fungi, Ascomycota, Eurotiomycetes, Onygenales, Ajellomycetaceae. The record is from RefSeq and is a predicted model, not a curated record.
AUGACAAUCUCCAUCUUGCGGGACUCCUCACCACGUAACAACAGAAGAGAAUAUCAACGGCCUCACUCAAAGUGGAGGGAAAGGGAGCAACUUUCUCUCAGCCCGGCUCAUAUGGAUCUAUACUUCUCUGUCGUGGAGAAACGGCUUGCCACUUCUAUCGCAUUCGUCUGGGUCUUCUAUCGUUUCGGCAUGGCGGUGGUCAAACUUCUCCGCAAAUAUCUCAAUCGUUUCGGCUGUUUGUACCUUUACGUUUCGACGAACAACGAACGAAAUGCAUAUCAAUAUGAUGUUGAACAUCCCCAAUCCAUGUUCUUGCCAUUCCAUGCGUCGACAGUUGCAUGCAUUGUUUCGAAAUCCGUCCAACAGCAAUACGCCUGUGGUAAGCUCUCCGACAAACAAACUCCAUAUCCACCGAAUAUCAGGGACAAAUCCUCAAUAUUCCACAUUAGAGUAUGCGUGGGAACAAUACGACAAUGCACAACGUGGGCGACCAAGCUUGAAUGGUUCAUCGCGCAGGGUGGAGAGGCUGGAGAAAACUACAACAUCAAUUUCUCCUCCGCCCUCACAUUUACAUAUCGUCAGCUUGUGCUUUCAAAUGGAACCGUUAAUGUGGCAUGGAUUGUGUCAGCACAAAAACUGUUGAGAGCGAAUCUUGAUUUCAUGUCGGUGGGCGAGAAAAUCUAUCUCAUUUAUAGCAAAAAGGACAAACAACAGCACGAACAACAACAUCAACGUAAACCACUACUUCUUAUCAUUAUCAUCAAGUCAAACGCCUCAAUCCUCAUCCCAAUUAGGGUUCUGUCCCGGCGGCUUCGGCCCGCCCGCCUGUCGCGCCACAAUAAUCUGAUCAACCGACAACACCGUCCGCGAGGCCUCCGUCGCCAAUCUGAUAGCCCAUGCCUUCGACACGAGCAAGUCAAGGAUUCCAUCAUCGACUGCAUUGACGGUUCCCGCUGA